Mesoplodon densirostris (Blainville's beaked whale) is the source of this 2674-nucleotide messenger RNA. RefSeq names its product WD repeat domain 73 (gene WDR73). The transcript has 8 exons. NCBI's taxonomy places the organism in Eukaryota, Metazoa, Chordata, Mammalia, Artiodactyla, Ziphiidae. The coding region runs from base 41 to 1153 and encodes 370 amino acids. Gene Ontology annotation, molecular function: protein binding. Gene Ontology annotation, cellular component: cytosol; spindle pole. Gene Ontology annotation, biological process: cytoplasmic microtubule organization. The record is from RefSeq and is a predicted model, not a curated record.
GUUCAGAGGCGGAAGUGGGGUACCGGAAGCGACAGUUGCCAUGGAGCCUGCGGAGGACUGGCUGGUGGAAUCCUUGCGCUUGUACCAGGAUUUCCAUGCAUUCGACCUCUCGGGAGCCACUCGAGUCCUUGAAUGGAUUGGUGACAAAGGAAUCUUGGUUGCUGGCUAUGAAAGCCUGAAAAAAAAUGAGAUUCUUCAUCUGAUAUUACCUCUCAGACUUUCUGUAAAAGAAAACCAGGGCUUAUUCCCUGAAAGAGAUUUCAAAGUACGCCAUGGAGGAUUUUCAGACAGGUCUGUCUUUGAUCUGAAGUAUGUGCCAGACACCAGGUUGCUGGUGACCAGUGGCCUUCCCGGUUGUUACCUGCAGGUGUGGCAGGUUGCGGAGGACAGCGAUGUCAUUAAGGCUGUCAGCACCAUUGAUGUGUGCGAGAAGGAGGGGCGCCUCUGGCCCAGGGUGGCCAUCUUCUCUUCUGCGGCGCCCAGGGUCCUCCACGGGGCCAGGCUCAGCAGUCUGAAGGUGGUGGAUCUGGAAUCACAGAAGACCACAUACAGCUCAGGUAUCAGUGACGGCGAGUUGCUGAGUAGCCUGCAGGUCCUGGACGCAGACACCUUUGCCUUCUGCUGCACCUCGGGCCGCCUGGGGCUUGUAGACACCCGCCAGAAGUGGACCCCGUCAGAGAACCUCAGGCCCGGCUCUGGGUCCGCUGGAGGGAGGUGGUGUGCAGAAGCUGGGGGCCGGGGCCCUGGGCCCAGCAUUGCCAGCCUUGGCUCGGACGGGCAGCUCUGUCUUCUUGACCCCCGGGAUCUCUGCCAGCCGGUGAGCUUGGUCCAGUGCCCAGUGUCCACGCCUAGCCCUGACCCAGAGCUGCUGCGAGUGACUUGGGCUCCAGGCCUGGACAACUGCUUGGCCAUCUCAGGUUUUGAUGGGACGGUCCAGGUCUAUGAUGUCACAUCUUGGGGUGGAAUGGGGUGCCAAGUAGAACCUCUCUUCACUCACAAAGGUCACAUCUUCCUAGACGGCAAUGGGAUGGACACUGCUCCACAGGUCACCACCCACACCUGGCACCCCUGCAAACCGAGGACUUUGUUGUCUGCAGCAAGUGAUGCCUCUCUGCACGUAUGGGACUGGGUGGACCUCCAUGCUGCCCGCUGACUCCAGCAUCUUUCCGCCCAGGCCCUAGGAAGCUGCUGUGUAGCAAGGAUAUUGAUUCUGGAUUCAAGUGACCACAGAGCCCUGUUACCAGCUGGGUGGCCGUGGGCAAGUUAACCAGCCUCUAGUCCCAGUUUCUUUAUUUGUAGAAUGAGACUGGUAAUAACUACCUGGCAGGACUGUUGGGAAAGUUAGAAGUAAAAUAUUUUAAAAUAACUGGUAAGCAGACUUCCCUGGUGGCACAGUGGUUAAGACUCCAUGCUCCCAAUGCAGGGGGCCCGGGUUCGAUCCCUGGUCAGGGAACUAGAUCCCACAUGCAUGCUGCAACUAAGAGUUCGUGUGCCACAACUAAGGAGCCCACCUGCCACAACUAAGACCCAGCACAACCAAAUAAAAAAUAAAAAAUAAUAAUAACUGGUAGGAUGCAUGGCACAAUAAAUAUUUGGUAGCUACUCUUAGAUCUGGGAGCCCCAUUUCCCCCAAGUGUAAAAUGGCAGCGUUUUACCCCUGUCUGCAUUCACAAUAUCAUGGAAUCUGAAGAGCCAACGAAUGUAAACCGGUUUUGUGAACUUUUUUAAAGAAGUGAAAAUGUAUAGUGACAGAUAACCAUGAAAAAGUCAACCCCAGUAGCAAUGAAGGAAAUAGCAAUUAAAAUAAGAUUAUGCCAUUUUUAUCUACUAAGUUGCCAAAUUUUACAGGAGGUUACAUGGUACACAAUUCAGAAGGUACUGAGGAGCAGCUUGGUUCUUUAUCCCAGUUGUAUGAUGUACCAUUGUUCAGUUGAACUAUAAUUUAUAUAUCCAGGCUUCUGUUAUGUGGCAAUUAAAAUUUUCUAAUCCUUUGAAAUUGCAAGUAGUGUGUACAACUUUUGUAUCCAUAAACAGUAUGUCUGUAGAAUACAUUUCUAAGAAUAAAACUGCUAAGGCAGAGGAUGUGAGCAUUUUUCAAUUUUAUAAAUACCGUCAAAGUGCCCUCCAUAGAGAUUGUGCCACUUUAUGACUGCAACGAUGAUGAUCGGUCUGAUCCUCUUACCUCACCACCACUCUCCUUAGUGGCUUUUUGACUUUGCCAGUCUGAUAAAUGAAAAAUCAUUAUUUGUACUUUUAGUCUGCAUUAUUAUUUAGUCUGCAUUAUUUAGUCUACAUUAUUUGUACUUUUUCUCUUAUGUGUGAAGUUGAGACUCUUCACAUAUUUAAAAGUUUGGGGGCAGCUGUUUUUAAAGGUGGUAACAGCUAGGGUGGGGAGCUAGGCAUUCUCAUCAGUACCACCUGCAGCUGGCGUUCAGGCAGAGACUGGCCACCCUCCUCUCAGGCGGUUCUCACUGGAACACGGCCUUCACCAGGGUGAUGCUUUCCAACCCCUGCCCCCCUGGGGAGUAGGCCCAAAGGACAUUUCUUUUUGGUGGCCUGUAGCAAAUAUGAAAGUGUACCUGCAUGUGAUUCCUCACUGUCACAUUUGUUAAAGGAUUUUCAGCAAUUUUCUUGUUGAAAUUAUUUGAUUACUAGUCACAGUUUGGGCUCUGGU